Messenger RNA from Brienomyrus brachyistius, 963 nucleotides. RefSeq names its product methionine-R-sulfoxide reductase B2, mitochondrial-like. Gene Ontology annotation, cellular component: cytoplasm. Gene Ontology annotation, molecular function: peptide-methionine (R)-S-oxide reductase activity. The transcript is spliced from 5 exons. The coding region runs from base 112 to 660 and encodes 182 amino acids. NCBI's taxonomy places the organism in Eukaryota, Metazoa, Chordata, Actinopteri, Osteoglossiformes, Mormyridae. The record is from RefSeq and is a predicted model, not a curated record. Gene Ontology annotation, biological process: protein repair; response to oxidative stress.
CAGUAACUCGCAGUUGGUUUGGCAAUACUGAGCUCCCACUCCUAUACUUCCUGGCAGGGGAGUAAAGAAUUGGACUCUUCCAGUCCGCUGACCCGCAUUGCAGGUGGAAAAAUGGCAUGUUCUUUCAUUCGCUGUGUCAGACUCGUAUUUUGGAAAGUGCCAGUUGAGGUAACUCUAUCCAGGAACUGUGUGCAAAUAGUUCGUCCAGUUUGCAUGACUUCAGGAUUGCAGUCUCUCACACGAUACGAUGAUACACAAGUAACUGUAGACUGGAAGAAGAAGCUUACCCCAGAACAGUAUGUGGUAACAAGGGAGAAAGGCACAGAGAUGCCAUUCAGUGGGAUCUAUUUGAACCACACUGAGGAAGGCAUGUACCACUGUGUCUGCUGUGACAUUCCUCUCUUCAGCUCCAAGUCCAAGUAUAACUCUGGGACAGGGUGGCCAUCAUUCACCCAGGCCCAUGGGACAUGGGAACAUGACGAGAGUCAUGCCAACAUUUUGCGAAGACCUGACAACUCGCUAGGCAGUGAGGCGACGGAGGUGAUAUGCAAACAGUGCGAUGCACAUCUAGGUCACGUGUUUGACGAUGGACCGGACCCCACGGGCCAGCGAUUCUGCAUCAACAGCUUGGCCCUGAAUUUCAAACCCAAAGUUAAGUAGUGUCAUUGAAAAAAGGGGAAUUCCACUGAGACACCCAUGUUUGUCUUAUUCCUCAUCUGAAAACCUACACUUAAACGUCACAAAGUUUUUAUGUAGCUCCCUGCUCACCAUCGUUGCUUAUAGUGCAUGACAAUUAUUAGUGUUAGCAUUACAAGUCGAGCUUGGUUUCUCGCUUUCUCCCCCCCCAGUACCUCUCCACAUUUCAUUUCCUGUGGUUUUCUAAUGAGUAAGAACGACAUGUUACAAGUGGACUGAAGUCAGAAAUUGUAUUGUUCAUUUUACAUUACAGGCAUUUUAUCAACA